UCUGUUGCUGUGAAGUGCUCGUUUCUCGUUGCUUUCGUAAUUAAUAAUUGCCUAAUGAUAAUCACGCAGGUCUGGCGCAUAGUGAUCGUGCAGUGAUAUACGGACCCCAAACAGUUUGCGAUCGACAGUGAAGCUUAACGGGUGUCCUAUUUUCUUUCAACAUCAGAAAGAAGCUAACAGUAACAAAAGCCUAUCUUUCGCUGUUGCUUAUCUUUUAUGUACCAAACAAAAUAAACAUCCGCAUCGAUAAACAAAACAAUACAUUCAAACAAAUUCAUAAAUCACCAAUCUAUUAGUGAUCUGCGCCAGCCACUUAAAUCGCCAACUUAGGAACGAUACAGUUUUCCAGUGCAAAUCAAAGAAUAACUCUUUAAAAAUCCGCUUGAUAAGAUGAUAUCUGCCCGAGCGCUGCAUUAUGUGUUUAAGAUCGGAAAUCGUGCCAAAAACAUUCAGUUUUUCCGGGAAGUGCUUGGCAUGCAGGUUUUGCGACAUGAGGAAUUUACGAAAGGUUGCGACGCCGCCUGUAACGGGCCGUACGACAAUCGUUGGAGCAAAACUAUGGUUGGCUAUGGACCGGAAGCGUCGCACUUCGUGAUCGAGCUGACGUACAACUACGGAGUAAUGGAGUACACCCUGGGAAAUGACUUUGCUGGCAUCACGAUCAAGUCGGCGGAUAUACUGGGACGUGCGCGGGCCAAGGGUUACCCAGUUCGAGAAGAAAACGGUCGAUCAGUGCUCACCUCUCCGGAUGGCUACCAGUUCUUUGUCGUGCCCGAGAUACCAGCAACGGACACUGAUCCGGUGCAACGCGUUGCCUUGAACGUCAUCGACAUUGAUCGCUCGUUGCGAUACUGGGUAGAUUUGUUGGGAAUGGAGCAUCUCGGGGCACGCGACAGUGAACGGGCUCAACUAUCAUACGACAAGGGAAAGUUCGUUCUGGAACUGCUGCGGAUUACGGAGCCGCUGAAACGGGCUGAGGCGUAUGGCCGUAUCGCUUUUGCUGUGUUGUACGAUGCGCAGCCAAAGAUCGAAGAGCUGAUCCGGGGUGCAAACGGAACUAUCCUAACGCCACUAAUCACGCUCGACACGCCGGGCAAAGCAUCCGUGCGGGUCGUCAUUCUCGCCGAUCCGGAUGGGCACGAGAUCUGCUUCGUCGACGAGGAAGGUUUCACCGCCCUUUCUGCUGUUGAUCCGGCCAGCGAUGCCGCUAUCAACCGCUACAUCCAGAAAGAUCCAUUCCAAGAAAAAAAGUGAACAUCAAUGUGCUUAAUAUUAUGUUGUAGUCAAUCGGUGAGUAUAUUAUCCCAUGUUAAAUUUCGUGAAUACAUUGUCAUUUUAUCGGUCGUAGACAUUUCAAUGUAGCCUGGGACUACGGAGUGAAAAACAAAACACUAACACAGCAACGAAUACUUAAUCUGAUAAUUAAAUGACCCGUUAGUGACCGCUGGUGUAACAGAGACAAAGUUAAUCACAGGUGCUUACUAACGUAACGUUGUGAUUUUACGGCUGGGCUUGUUGGUCCCGCACCAACCCUCCGCCUUUCUGACAACGACGACCACUCUAUUUUCGGGCCAAACCAACAGUUUAAAGAUCAUAAUAUUAAUAUUCCAUUAUCAUUUUCUAUAAAUGUUGUUUUUAUAAUUGUCAUUUAAUGGCUUCUAAGCUGGUAAGACAGAAAAAAAUCAUAACACAUACAAUGGUCAUCAAAGUCGUCUUGUUAAUCGUAGGCAAUGACAAUGUCAUUUUAUUGGUCGUGGUCUUUUCAAUGUAGGGCUAAGGGCUUGAGGCUAACGGUCCAGUCCAUAUUACAAAUGACGAAUACUUCAUCUAAUAAUUAAAUGGUCAGAUAAUGGCCUUUGCAAUGACCUUUGCAGCAAACAGUAUAAUGAGCAUAGCACAGUAGAAUUCUGAAGUGUAGUAUUCUAUCAGUAAAUCGUUGUCAUUGGCUGACGUCUUAGUAGGUAGAUGCAAGCGGUUCAAAAAAACCAUAAAGAUAUUCAUUGACCACUGCAGCACUAAUUAAAUCAUAGUGCUGCGAUUACCGAGCCCAUUAGUCAGCUGCGAUUGUCUAGCAAUGUGAGGUGCAGGUUUUUUUUGCUGCACUCUGAAAACACUUUGCGCGUUUGCCUUCGGCAACGCACUGUUGAGCGAUCGUCAGUUGAUCUCUGGCGCCCUUUGGUGUCUUUUUUUAUCUUUUUGUUUGAUUCUUUAAAAAAGUCUGCCGAUCCGAAAUCCGACGAGCCAGUUUUAAGCCGUCCACCGAAGCAGCGUAGGGAAUGCACAUUGUGUUGCACUGGUAUUGCAUUGCGUGCACUUAGUCCGUGCCGUGCGUUUGUUUCUGUCUGUUGCAGACGACCUUUUAUCGGUUACUUAACUUUCUGCAGUCUACGCAGUCUGGGUUGUGUGUCGGUUUCGUCUGCUUCGAACUCGGGAAGAAACGUUGCCGUGCUGAGUUUUCUGGCAAUUUGCAGGGUUAAGCUUGUGAAUAGAAAAAGGAGAACGAAAGAAAGGUUGCCUUCAGAUAUUAGGCGCCCUGUCCUAGUGUCCUGUGUGCCUUGACCAUCCUUCGUCAAUCAAAUACCAUUCAAGAUGCCAUGUAGAACAUGCGGUAAAGGUGAGAAUUGAUGCAGUUCUAUCAUUUGAAUUUGUGGUAGCAAAUUGGCCAUCACUGUUUUCCUGUAUCUUUCUCAUCUUAUGAAUCUACAACUCCCUGUUCUGCCCUUCAACUCAAACAAUCCUUCAGACUGCCCGUGUUUGCGCAUGAUGAGCAAACGCAGCUGUGGCUGCCGUCCAUGCGAUUCUGGUUGCACUUGCAGUUGCAACACCAGCUCGAGCAAUCGGAAUAUAACAUCAGUAACAGAGGGAGCCAGGGUUGGCGCUUUACAAGAGUCGACGAUAGGAGAGACCGGGUGCGGCUGCGGUGAUAGUGCGGUUGGGAAAGGACAUGAAUCAGCCCCAGUUAGUAGCGAAUCUUCAGGAUGUUUUUGAACGUUUUCUGUGAAAUCAACAAGAGUAAUUCAAAAAAGUAAAGGUAGAAGGAGUAGUGGAGGUAAAAAAUAUUAAGGUAAAAAAGGCAGAGUGAAUGCGACAGUAACAGAGGUCGAGAUUAGCAAUGGGGUUAGAUAACCGUGCUCCUAGUGCGAUUCAAUUUAACAAAUAAAUCUAUUCAACAUUGCAAAAAAUUUUUUGAAAGAAAUAUUUCGUUAUUAUCAAAUGUGAAACGGCUUUAUACUGGAUACGAUAUGUUGGUAAGCUUGGUGUCAAAAGGAAGGAAUAAAUUGAAACGUUUGU
Messenger RNA from Anopheles cruzii, 3291 nucleotides. Its product is annotated as glyoxalase domain-containing protein 4. The transcript is spliced from 3 exons. Bases 391 to 1254 code for a protein of 287 amino acids. The record is from RefSeq and is a predicted model, not a curated record. NCBI's taxonomy places the organism in Eukaryota, Metazoa, Arthropoda, Insecta, Diptera, Culicidae.